UCUGCCCGCCCGGCUCCGCCCGCCCGCAGCCGCCCAUGGUGCUGCCCGGCCCGCCCGGCAUGGCCCGCUCCGAGGAGGUGCACCGCCUCACCGAGAAUGUCUACAAGACGAUCAUGGAGCAGUUCAACCCCAGCCUCAGGAAUUUCAUUUCUAUGGGGAAGACCUAUGAAAAAGCCUUAGCAAGCAUGACAUAUGCAGCCAAGGGGUACUUUGAUGCUCUGGUGAAGAUGGGGGAGCUGGCCAGUGAAAGCCAAGGAUCAAAAGAGUUGGGGGACGUGCUGUUCCAGAUGGCCGAGGUGCACAGGCAGAUCCAGAACCAGCUGGAGGAGAUGCUCAAGUCCUUCCACAACGAGCUCCUGACGCAGCUGGAGCAGAAGGUGGAGCUGGACUCCCGGUACCUGAGUGCUGCCCUGAAGAAGUACCAGACGGAGCAGAGGAGCAAGGGGGACUCGCUGGACAAGUGCCAGGCUGAGCUGAAGAAGCUGCGCAAGAAGAGCCAGGGCAGCAAGAACCCCCAGAAAUACUCGGACAAGGAGCUGCAGUACAUCGAGGCCAUCAGCAACAAGCAAGGGGAGCUGGAGAACUACGUGUCCGAUGGCUACAAGACAGCUCUGACGGAGGAGAGGAGACGCUUCUGCUUCCUGGUGGAGAAGCAGUGUGCAGUGGCCAAGAGCGCCAUCACCUACCAUGCCAAGGGGAAGGAGAUGCUGACGCAGAAGCUGCCGCUGUGGCAGCAAUCCUGCUCGGACCCCAACAAGAUCCCGGAGCGCGCCAUCCAGCUGAUGCAGCAGAUGGCUGCCAGCAGCAAUGGCACCAUCAUGCCCAGCCCUCUGUCCACAUCCAAGUCCAACCUCAUCAUCUCUGAUCCCAUCCCUGGUGCCAAACCUCUCCCUGUCCCCCCGGAGCUGGCACCUUUUGUAGGACGCAUGUCGGCGCAGGAGGCCCUGCCGGUGAUGAACGGAGUCUCGGGCUCUGACAGCGACGGGUACAACCACUGGUCUGAGAUGAAGCCAGCACAGCCCAAAUCUUUAUCUCCUCCCCAGCCUCAGAAGCAGCUGAGUGACUCUUACUCCAAUACACUCCCAGUUCGCAAAAACGUGGCACCGAAAAACAGCUACGCCUCAGCUGAAAACAAGACCCUGCCACGCUCCAGCUCCAUGGCCGCCGGGCUCGAGAGGAACGGCCGCACGAGGGUGCAGGCGAUUUUCUCGCACGCUGCCGGGGAUAACAGCACCCUCCUGAGCUUCAAGGAGGGAGACCUCAUCACCCUGCUGGUGCCCGAGGCCCGCGACGGCUGGCACUACGGAGAGAGCGAGAAAACCAAGAUGAGGGGCUGGUUUCCUUUCUCCUACACACGGGUCCUUGACAACGAUGGCAGCGAGCGGGUGCACACCAGCCUGCAGCAAGGGAAGAGCAGCAGCACUGGCAACCUGCUGGACAAGGAUGACAUCUCCAUCCCACCGCCAGACUAUGGCAUGGCCUCGCAGGCCUUCCCAGCACAGGGCAGCAACACCUUCAAGCAGCGGCCCUACAGCGUGGCCGUGCCCGCCUUCUCCCAGGACUACCUAAUGCCCUAUGGGUGUGCAAUUAAAGACUAUGCCAGUGGCCUCUGCCAAGCACCCUCCGCUCACUACAAGCCUUACACUAGGUCGACAGCUGGUCUCGAUGACUACGGGACGAGGUCCGUCAACAGGAACCCCUUUGCCAACGUCCAGCUGAAGCCAACGGUGACAAACGACCGCUCGGCCCCGCUCAUCAGCUGAUCCGGGAGCGCUGGCACCGCGUGGCACCCGCCACCUCCUCAUCCUCAUCUUCCUCAUCCUCCUCCUCGCUGCUGCACGUCCAGCUUCCCAGGACUCCAUUCCUAGGCGGAACUUAUUAAUCCUGCUGCUUUGAAAGCCAAAGGCUCAAGCUAGUGCCCUAGUUCUCUCUUCUCUAGACUCCCUCGGUGGCAGGGGGUCACAGCGCUGCCGUGUCACCUGUCCCCUGCCUGUGCUGAGUGUGGUGGCACUUCCCCGAGUCAGGGCAGCGUGUCCCAGAGCCGGGGGGGCUCCCAGGCCCAGCAGCAGCUUGCUGUGGGUGGGGAAAGGGGCUCAGAUGGAGAACAGCUCUCCAUGGCUGGCUCACAGUGCUCCAGGGGGCAGCCAGGCAGAGAGGACACGGUCCCCCUGCUCAGAUGAGAGGGACCCCCAGGCCAGCCAGGACACUGGGACACCCCCAGGCCAGCCAGGACACCUCGGCCAAGCCAAGGCACGGAGGGUGGCACAGGCAGCUCCCAGGCUCCCACCAGACCCCGGUGCCCACGCCAUGCCCAGGGCUGGGACAGGGCAGGGGGUGCCAGCUCCGCUCCCAGAGCUCCUGCCGUGCCAGGGCUCGGGUACUGCAGGGAAUUACGGUACUGCUGUAAAAUAUAAGCUAGGAAAAAACCACUGGUGGAGGCAGGGCAGUGUGGGAGUGAGCCUUGGGGUGCCCCUGCUCUCCCUGCAGACAGGAGCUCCUUGGGGUGCCCCUGUUCUCCCUGCAGACAGGAGCUC
Molecule: messenger RNA, 2534 nt
Organism: Melospiza georgiana
Lineage: Eukaryota; Metazoa; Chordata; Aves; Passeriformes; Passerellidae
Gene: BAIAP2
Product: BAR/IMD domain containing adaptor protein 2
Exons: 15
Coding region: 36-1763 (575 amino acids)
Biological process (GO): plasma membrane organization; actin crosslink formation; positive regulation of actin filament polymerization
Cellular component (GO): nucleoplasm; cytosol
Molecular function (GO): protein binding; cytoskeletal adaptor activity
Source: RefSeq, a predicted model, not a curated record